Molecule: messenger RNA, 5602 nt
Organism: Alligator mississippiensis (American alligator)
Lineage: Eukaryota; Metazoa; Chordata; Crocodylia; Alligatoridae
Product: tubulin alpha-4 chain
Exons: 5
Coding region: 3529-4986 (485 amino acids)
Biological process (GO): microtubule cytoskeleton organization; mitotic cell cycle
Cellular component (GO): cytoplasm; microtubule
Molecular function (GO): structural constituent of cytoskeleton; GTP binding
Source: RefSeq, a predicted model, not a curated record
GCAGUGAUGGCGAUGCUGAGAGGGGUGACUAGAGCCCCCCAAGUUCCCCUCAGUGCUGCACCUGCUCAGGGCACCAGGGCUCCUGAGGGAAAGGCAGCAGGGCAGAGUGCCCUGAGCAGGGGUGGUGCUAGGUGGGGGUUGCAGGUCUAUAGCCACCCCAAAAUUUCCUGUAGCCACCCCUCCCAGUGCCGUCGCUCACCGCAUCCCUGCCCACCUUGAGUGCAGCCCUGGCCUAGCCCCCCUGCUAGAAAGAAGGUGGCCCCGAGUCCACAGCGGGCAACCCGUCCACCCCUGUCCUGCACUCAGAUCUGGGGGGCACAUGACCCCCAUACCUCCCCACCCCUCCAUGCCCUCUGGAUGGGCUGCCUGUGGUUCUGUCCUGCUCCUGGCCCCAGGGUCCUAUUUAUUGCCCUGGCUGGGCAAUGCCUGCCCCUGCCCCAUUCCCUCCCUCACUGUGAGGGCCUCAAUCUGCCCUCCCCCAUGCCCAUUUCCCCCACACAGACUUACUGGCAGGACACUGCUGUCCAAGCUGUCAGGCUGUGUUCCUGGCUGCAUGCACGCUGUGGCUGCAUGCAUGCACAUGGUAUUUAUCGGUGACAUCAUCAGCCCAAAAAAGUCAAUUGCCAAUCACAUUAAUUUUUCUGUUAUUGGUGCUGAUCCAGUAUGCAACCAGUAUAUCAGUGCACCUUUAAUGCUCUUGCAUGACACAGCUCAUUGUAUGGUUUGAUGCCUUUCCCCUGAUUAUAUAAUUCACAUUUAAGCACUGUGGAAACAAGAAAGAAGAAACAUUUCAUAACAGAGAAUUUUGCUAUGAACAAUUGAUAGCAGAGGUGUCAAGCUUAUCUGGCCCUGUGGGCUGGAUGAGAGACACUGGGUCGGAUUCGGUCUGACCCCCUGUGCUGUAUGUAGUGCCAUGACACUGGGUCCAAUUUGUGCACCGUAUGCAGCAUGGGCCGACCCCAGGGAUCACUGCAAGUGGUGCAUAGCCUGAGGCAGUGCUGCCGGCUAGACACGGGUCUAGCACGUGCUGGAUGCAGAGCAUGCUCUGGAGCCAGAGUGCGCUGUAGUGGCACAUGGGCUAGAGCAGCCUCAUGCACUGUAUGUGGCACAGUGGGCCAGCACAGGGCUUACAUUGCAUGUAGCAGCCCAGUGGCCUGGCUCUGUGCAUUGGCUCCAGCCUGGACUGAUCUGGAUACUGAGCACCUAACUUUCAGAAAUGUAGAGCAGCAUAUGUCAACCUUUUAUAUUAGGGACAGACAUUCAGAAAGCCUGAGCCUGAAUUGAUUCAAUCUCUGCAGGUUAGUCUAACCUGCCUAGGUUGUAUUGGUUUGAAUUGGAUUCGAUUCAGUCAUAUAGACAUUCCCUCUGGACUGAAGAAAUGGAGGCAUACGCCUGCAGUAGCUCAGGCUAGAAGCCAGGUGACACUAGAGCAGCCAUCCCUUCCCUUCCAUAGAUCUGAGCUGAGGUGGGUAGCCAGGCCCCAGCAGGAUGCUCUGAUUAGGGUGGGGUGUAAACAUCUACCCUGGCCUGCACCGACUCAAGCUGUUCCCUGCUUGCAGCUCAAGGGGUGGGAGUGUUUUCAGACCCCAGCCCUGGGCUAGCACUCAGAGGUGGGGAUGUGUGUGCAGUGCAUGCAUCUGUUGAUUAUACUGAGCUUUUCAAUCUCCCUCUUCCUGCUUCUGCUGGUUUGCAGCCCUUAUGAAGGUGGUUGAUAAAGCCAGCAGGGGGCUGAUAACAGGGCAUUUAUCAGCCCAUCAACAAAACAAAUGCCUCUCAUUAGUUCAAGCUCUUCUUAAACAGCUUUUUCCAAGGAAGGAAGGAGGGACAUUACCAGCUGACCUGUUGAUUAGCUCUACAAAGCCAUAUGUGGACACUUUUCUGUCUGCCUGUCCCAGUGAAAUUGGAGACCUGCACACACACACACCUCUCAGCAUUAGCUAGCAUACCACAUGACUAGGGUCCGUGGGGCUAGGGUCCAUGCUGUGGAAGAUGGGAGCGGGGAAUCCCUGGUUGAGCAGCAAGGGAAGCCAGGCAGACCCUGCUGUGCCUGCAGUCUCCCCUGGAGCUCUGGCUAGGGAGCAGAGGGGUGGGACCAGCCUAUUCUCUGGAGCAGAGAGCCACACAGUGCUGCAGAGCAUCUGGGAUGCUGGGUGACUCUGGUUUAACUUAAACCAGGGAGGGGUCUGGGAUAGAUAUUGCAUAAACCGGUUUGACCUAAAUCCAUCAAGUGUGAUACUUUAGCCAUGUUUAUCUUAAACCAGUUUCAGCUAUUUUGAAAUUAAUUUAUGUGCACUGAACUUCUGUUCUGUUACAGAUGUACCAGUUUCUGAUCACUUGAAUUGGUUUAUGUGUAAUGUCUGUUCCUAGCCUUAAGGUCAUGGGCUGAAUUGUCCCACUUUGGGUCAGAAGUGGGCAGGCAGGUGCUAGCUACUGCCACCGCUUUUCACAGCAGUGGCACGGGGAAAGUGUUCACAGCCGGUGCUUUUCCCCACCAUAGUAGGGUGACUGCUGCCAGUACCAAAUGCUGCUGAAGCCCCGUGUCAGCUGCCCAAUUCAAAUGGCUCCACAGGUCGGAUCUGGCACAUGGUCAUAGGUAGUUCACCUCUAAUAUACAUGUACAGUAUCUACAGCUGAUCCUUUCUCACUUGGAAUUUUGGAUGCUUGGUGGAUCUGAAAAUUGGUUUCCCAUUCUUAAGGAGGAUUUCAUAGAAUUUCAGACUAGUGAACACUGCUCAGAGGGAAAUGACAGGAAAUGACAGGAAAUGAAGACAGGAAAUGAAGAUGAACCGAAAAAGAAAGCAAAACACCUCUCUAAUUAGGCUCAUGGUCCAAAUGUAAUUAUUAUAGAUGCAAAGUGAAAAGAAUGCUACUUCUCUAACUCUGUUAAGUAAUACCAUUUUAUGUUUACUUAGCAUCCUUUAGAGGAUUGUUGGAUAAAUGGGCUGUAAAUAUGGUGUACAUCAUAAGUCUACCUGGCUUAGAUUUCACUUUGCGAAAACUUCAGUUUUAAAAACCUGUUUCCAUUUUGCAGGUUGAAAUGAAUGUGAAACUUUUGAAAGUUUUCAUGAAACAUCUGUGCUUUGAGUAAAAAGAUCAGGUUUCUGAUCUGUAAUUUGUUCUCAGGCUGACUGGAAAAUCUACUAGGUCGCAAACCUUCUGAUUGAAAAUGUCAUUAAAAUGAAUAUGUUUCAAAGAAAUGUUUUGAUGAUGUAGAAUUCUUCAAUAAAGAAAGCCUUUAGCUUAAAAUCUUCCACCCCCAAAUUUAGUGUAAAGAAUUAAUGGGGAAGUUUUGAUAAAGAAUGAGUUCAGGGAAGAGGAAGAUGAGUAUGAGGGAUUACCAGAAAAAAAAAAUGGACUGGGGGGGGGCGGGCGUGUAUCUGGUUUCAAUGGGCUUGUCUUGUUAAUAUGUGUGUGAGAGAAAGAGAGAGGAGGUUGGUGAUGUAAUCAGGCAUGGGUGAGAAGUGAAGGUUGCCUUGGGGAGAUUAUGACCUCUUUUCCUAUCUGCACUGUGAUGUAGGGCACUAGCUGAUGUGUGAUGUAUGGCCUCCCACCAAGCAGCUUAGAGAGAGAUACAGCAGGGGAAACAUCAAAAUCCAAAGCUGCUGUUCCUCAUCAAAAAGAGAAGAGCACAUCACUGGAGACACCAUGCGUGAGUGCAUCUCUGUUCAUGUUGGUCAGGCUGGAGUUCAGAUCGGCAAUGCAUGCUGGGAACUUUUCUGUCUGGAACAUGGUAUUCAACCAGAUGGUACCUUCAAUGAUCAGCCCUACAAUGAUGACUCCUUCGCCACGUUUUUCAGAGAAACAGGCACAGGAAAACAUGUGCCACGGGCAAUUAUGGUGGAUUUGGAGCAAACUGUUGUAGAUGAGGUGAGGACUGGCACUUACCGACAGCUUUUUCACCCAGAGCAGUUGAUCACUGGAAAAGAGGAUGCAGCUAAUAACUAUGCCCGUGGCCACUAUACUAUUGGCAAAGACAGAAUUGACAUGGCAUUGGAUCGUAUCCGUAAACUGGCUGAUGCCUGCUCUGGGCUGCAGGGAUUCCUGAUUUUCCACAGCUUUGGUGGGGGCACAGGAUCUGGAUUUACUUCCUUGUUGAUGGAGCGGCUCUCCCUGGACUAUGGCAAGAAAUCCAAACUGGAGUUUGCCAUCUAUCCUGCCCCUCAAGUCUCUACUGCUGUAGUGGAGCCCUACAACUCCAUCCUGACCACCCAUACCACCCUGGAGCACUCAGAUUGUGCCUUCAUGGUGGACAAUGAGGCCAUCUAUGACAUCUGCCGCCGUAACCUGGACAUCGAACGCCCCACUUACACCAACCUUAACCGUCUCAUCAGUCAGAUAGUCUCCUCAAUCACGGCCUCUCUGCGCUUUGAUGGCGCUCUCAAUGUGGAUCUGACAGAAUUUCAGACCAACCUGGUGCCCUACCCACGCAUCCACUUCCCCUUGGUGACCUAUGCACCCAUCCUGUCCUCUGAGAGGGCCUACCAUGAGCAGCUGUCUGUAGCAGAAAUCACCAGUUCCUGCUUUGAGCCCAACAACCAGAUGGUGAAGUGUGACCCACGGCAUGGGAAAUACAUGGCCUGCUGCAUGCUGUAUCGGGGUGAUGUGGUCCCCAAAGAUGUCAAUGUAGCUAUUGCUGCGAUCAAGACCAAGAGAACCAUCCAGUUUGUGGACUGGUGUCCCACAGGCUUCAAGGUUGGCAUAAAUUACCAGCCUCCCACAAUAACUCCUGGAGGAGACCUGGCGCAGGUGCAGCGUGCUGUCUGCAUGCUAAGCAACACCACAGCCAUUGCUGAGGCCUGGGCAAGGCUGGACCACAAAUUUGAUCUGAUGUACGCCAAGAGAGCAUUCGUGCACUGGUACGUCGGAGAAGGCAUGGAAGAAGGGGAGUUUGCAGAGGCCCGAGAAGAUUUGUCUGCCUUGGAGAAGGACUACGAGGAAGUGGGAACUGACUCAUUUGUGGAAGAAAAUGAUGGGGAGGAAUUUUAAAAUACACUUUGCUCCCUUGGUGUGCAUAAGGUUGUCUCUGUAUCUCUUUAUGGCACACAUCUAGGUUCUUUCUUGUAUUAACAUAGCAGUUUCUAUGGUCUGUGAGUAUCUAAAGGUCCAAGUUCCAAAAAUACUCUCUCUGACUCACUGAAUCAAAAGACAAUGGUCAUGAUCAUACCAACUCAUGAUUCCAAGAAGCACCAGUCCUUUCUAAUACAUCCUAAGAUGAAGGGUUUUUUCUGAAGCUCCGGUAGAAUACAGUGGGUCCCAGAAAUAUCCUGAUUUGAGGAAUAUGAAUGUAUCAUAUUUGCUUUAAUAUGUGAUAUAUAAUUGUGCCAGUGAGGCUUAAACAGUUAUAGGGUUACUACUGCAGCAAGAAAUAUUACUGAAUAGCAAUAGCAUUGUUUUUCCUUAAUUUAAAACUAGUUAGACAAUACAAAAAUUUAAAAUAUUAUGUUAGUAAAAUCUUCCCUGCUUAAAAAGUUAUGCAGACAUUCAAGACUACCAAAUACCUGCUCUGCCAAAGACCUGCUGAAGGAUACCCUGUUGUUGCUUUCUGACGGUACUGUAAUUGCUUGGGAUAGCACUUCAGUAAAAAUAAAGAGCACAAAAUUAA